GUAUCGUUGAUCUUGCGCAAUUUCAUUCCCGUCCAAGAGCUACCAUGUAAUGCGACUCAUGCAUCCGAACAAUGCUCAUGGUUUUGUGGCUCCUGGGCCAACGCCCUGCCAGAACUGACUGCCGACAUGACUGGACCAUUUUCCCAGUGUCUAUACUCGGCCGUGAGCGCUUUGGCACUUGCUAUUACCGCCCAUCGAGACCGUAGAAACUGUCUCAACGCAGUAGUCGCGCAGUAUGAGGACAGUCUCCGCCUUUUAGGAGAAAGUCUUGCAGUUGUGGGAGACACUUACAGAACCGAACUUGUAGCCGCAGUUAUGUGUUUGGCACUGACGGAGGUGCUGUCGCCGACCCAAGAAUCUAGUUGGCUGAUACAUGUGGAAGGUGUCAAUAAGAUGUUUCAACUCAUGCCGCCAGAGCUCUUCGCAUCGGGUAUUGAGCAUACUAUGCUUAUGGGCUUCAGACCGCUUCUAGUACUCAAAGCUUUCAUACUUCGGAAAGCGACAUUCUUCGCAGAUGGAUCCUGGCUUACACUGCCCUUCCAGCAUCACAAAGGUGCCCCGUUACAGAGUCUCUUGGGGGCUGCAGCACACAUCCCGGGUCUCCUGGAGAAAAUCGAUGUUGUACUGCCUACUUCCCCCGAUGCCGCUGCUGUUGGUACGGCUGGGGCAGCCAACCAACUCAUUACAGAGCUCAUGGGGAGCAUAGAACAACUCAAGAACUGGCACGGUGGCUUCCUGGCGAACACCAUGGAACCAAUUUCCUGUAGGCAGAGUGUAGAGCGCGAUCUCGGCGGCACCUACGAGUCGCUAUGGUAUCCAAGCCUCGGUAUUGCCAACGUGUUCGUCUACUUCUGGGCUUUCCAGCUCCUCUGCCUCAACGAGAUUCACGGCCUUUUUGAUCGGUUCCCAGCAUUGAAGCAUGCAGUACAUGACGACGCAGUAUACAGUCCCAAAGCUUUGCGGGAUGAGUGCCUCGAGCUUAGUACGUGCAUAUACAAAAGCAUGGAGUACAUUCUGCAGGAAGACUUCAUGUUAUAUGGUAUCUCGUCAGCGGGUUUCCCGUUGAGCGGAGCAUGUGAGGCGCUUCAGGCAGGCGUCGAUGGUCGAGCGAUCAUGGCGACGCUGGACCCCUCGAUCAUCACUCGAGCCAGACUGAGAAACUUAUAA
Alternaria rosae is the source of this 1167-nucleotide messenger RNA. RefSeq lists its product as uncharacterized. The transcript has 3 exons. The annotation marks the transcript as partial. The record is from RefSeq and is a predicted model, not a curated record. NCBI's taxonomy places the organism in Eukaryota, Fungi, Ascomycota, Dothideomycetes, Pleosporales, Pleosporaceae.